UAAUCUGUAAUCUCUCCUCACAUUAGUAAUAAGAACACGUUGUAAAGAGUUGUCAAAAGGAUAAAAGAGGAAGCAGAUCUGCUGAUUGUUCUUCGUCUCUGUUCUCUUCUUCUCUCUUCUUUCUCGCGUCGGAAGACGAGAAAAUGGAGAAGGUAAUGGCAUCUUCUCUCCUCGUUGCUCUACUGUUUUUCUGUUGGGGGAAUCAGGUGAGAUCGGAUGCGUCCGAUCAUCGCUACAAGGCUGGAGAUCCGGUGCCCCUUUACGCCAACAAGGUUGGCCCGUUUCACAACCCCAGCGAAACAUACCGCUACUUUGAUCUUCCCUUCUGUUCACCAGCUCAUGUCACUGAGAAAAAAGAAGCUCUUGGUGAAGUUCUGAAUGGGGAUCGUUUGGUCAGUGCGCCUUACAAACUUGAUUUCCUUUCUGAGAAAGACUCUGAACUUGUUUGCAAAAAGAAGUUGUCGACGGGAGAAGUUGCUCAAUUCCGUAAGGCAGUUAUCAACGAUUACUACUUCCAGAUGUACUAUGAUGAUUUGCCGAUCUGGGGUUUUAUUGGGAAGGUUGACAAGGAAGGCAAAACUGAUCCCAGCGAGUACAAGUAUUUUCUUUAUAAGCAUAUUCAUUUUGACAUCCUUUACAACAAAGACCGUGUCAUUGAGAUCAAUGUUCGAACGGAUCCCAAUGCAUUGGUGGAUCUGACCGAGGAUAAGGAGACUGAAGUGGAGUUCAUGUACAGUGUGAAAUGGAAGGAAACCGAUACUCCUUUUGAGAAGAGGAUGGAAAAAUACUCUCAGUCAUCCUCCCUGCCUCAUCACCUGGAAAUCCAUUGGUUCUCAAUUAUAAAUUCAUGUGUUACAGUUCUCCUCCUAACAGGGUUUCUUGCCACUAUUCUUAUGCGAGUCCUUAAGAAUGAUUUUGUCAAGUAUGCACAUGAUGAGGAAGCAGUUGACGACCAAGAAGAGACCGGAUGGAAGUACAUCCAUGGUGAUGUUUUCAGGUACCCAAAGAACAAGUCUUUGUUCGCUGCAGCCCUUGGUUCUGGCACCCAACUUUUUACACUUACGGUGUUCAUAUUUAUUCUUUCCCUAGUUGGGGUAUUUUAUCCAUACAAUAGAGGAGCUUUAUUCACUGCACUGGUUGUCAUAUAUGCUCUUACAUCUGGGAUUGCUGGGUAUACUGCCACCUCUUUCUAUUGUCAGCUUGAAGGAACAAAUUGGGUAAGAAAUCUGUUACUAACAGGAUGCCUUUUCUGUGGACCCCUGUUCCUCACCUUCUGCUUCCUUAAUACUGUUGCAAUAGUUUAUAGUGCCACUGCAGCACUGCCUUUUGGCACAAUUGUGGUUAUAGUUCUUAUCUGGACAUUAGUGACAUCACCUCUGCUUGUGUUGGGUGGAAUUGCCGGUAAGAACAGCAAGGCUGAGUUCCAAGCUCCUUGCCGCACCACAAAGUAUCCCAGAGAGAUUCCACCAUUGCCUUGGUACCGAGGGACUCUUCCUCAGAUGGCAAUGGCAGGGUUUUUGCCUUUCAGUGCUAUCUAUAUUGAACUUUACUACAUAUUUGCCAGUGUGUGGGGUCACAGGAUUUACACCAUUUACAGCAUCCUCUUUAUUGUUUUCAUUAUUCUUUUGAUUGUCACUGCCUUCAUCACUGUUGCAUUGACAUACUUUCAACUUGCUGCGGAAGACCACGAGUGGUGGUGGAGGUCAUUUCUAUGUGGAGGUUCAACAGGUUUAUUUAUCUAUGGCUACUGCUUGUAUUACUAUUAUGCCCGAUCAGAUAUGUCUGGUUUCAUGCAAACUUCGUUCUUCUUUGGGUACAUGGCUUGCAUCUGCUAUGGCUUCUUCCUCAUGCUUGGGACUGUAGGUUUUCGUGCCUCCUUGCUUUUUGUCCGUCACAUAUAUCGGUCCAUUAAGUGUGAGUAGAGGGUUGAUCUACUAUCAGAAUCAUCAGAAGCAGGGUUUGUGAGAAGGUCCUGUUUUCUCGUAAUGGGAUGGAGAUUUAAGUAAUACUGUUACACGGGGCAGUGUUGCACAUAGCGAGAAUGUUGGGCAGUGUCACUAAUCUGAGAAGAUACUGACGGGACUUGGAAAGAAGAUUGUAUCAUUGUAUGUACCUGCACUUCCUGGAAAACAAAGUUUCUCCCAUCAUUUAUAGUUCUUGGUCCAGCAUUCACAAAUGACCCUUUUUCUUUUUUUAGAUUUUUGUAGAAUAGAGCUGCACAAUGUUUGAUUCCUCCCUGUUCGCAAUUUGCAGGCAUUUUGGGGAACCAAAACCUUACAUAGUUAAAUUUGGAAACUUUUAAUAUUGAUUAUUAAUAAUUGUUUGUCUCAA
This is a messenger RNA of Nelumbo nucifera (sacred lotus), 2331 nucleotides long. Its product is annotated as transmembrane 9 superfamily member 3-like. The record is from RefSeq and is a predicted model, not a curated record. Gene Ontology annotation, cellular component: membrane. Gene Ontology annotation, biological process: protein localization to membrane. Lineage: Eukaryota; Viridiplantae; Streptophyta; Magnoliopsida; Proteales; Nelumbonaceae.